Molecule: messenger RNA, 798 nt
Organism: Ochotona curzoniae (black-lipped pika)
Lineage: Eukaryota; Metazoa; Chordata; Mammalia; Lagomorpha; Ochotonidae
Gene: SUN3
Product: Sad1 and UNC84 domain containing 3
Exons: 7
Coding region: 13-798 (261 amino acids)
Biological process (GO): nuclear envelope organization
Cellular component (GO): nuclear envelope; meiotic nuclear membrane microtubule tethering complex
Molecular function (GO): protein-membrane adaptor activity
Source: RefSeq, a predicted model, not a curated record
GCCAAGCUUCGAAUGCCCAAAGAGCACCUGGAGCUUCUGAAGAAGGAAAGCCAGACCCUUGAGAGCAAUUUUCGGGAAAUCCUGUUUCUCAUUGAGCAAAUCGAGGCCCUCAAGAUGCUGCUGAGGGACAUGCAGGAGGGUGCGCACAACCUCAGCUGGAAGGUCACGGGGGACAUGCUCACGGGGGACCAGGACGCAGCCGAGGCUCCAGACGAGGAAAUGUCCAACUUGGUGAAUUACGUGCUGAAGAAGCUGAGAGAAGACCAGGUGCAGAUGGCAGAUUACGCCCUCAAGUCAGCCGGAGCCUCCAUCGUUGAGUCGGGAACCUCAGAAAGCUACAGAAACGACAAAGCCAAGCUGUACUGGCACGGAAUAGGGUUCCUCAACUAUGAAAUGCCUCCGGACACCAUUCUUCAGCCAGACGUCCACCCUGGGAAGUGCUGGGCCUUCCCCGGCUCCCAGGGUCACACCGUCAUCAGGCUGGCCAGGAGAAUCACGCCGUCUGCUGUCACCAUUGAGCACAUUUCAGAGAAGGUCUCUCCCUCGGGAAACACCUCCAGCGCCCCCAAGGACUUCUCUGUCUAUGGCAUCCUGAGAAAGUGCGAAGGGGAAGCAGUGCUCCUGGGCCGGUUCAGGUACAACAAGUCGGACAGCACCGUGCAGACGUUUGCACUGCAGCGCCAAGUUCCUGAAUCCAUAUCAUGUGUGAAACUCAAGAUCCUGAGCAACUGGGGACACCGGCAGUACACGUGUCUGUACCGAUUCAGGGUCCACGGCAAGCCCAGCGAGCACAGCUAG